UAAGCACCACUUAGUAUUUCUAUGCUCAGGUUUAUGUAUAAGUUGCUGAUUUUGACACUCCUCUAUGCUGGGUAGUUUGAUUCUUGAUUUUCUAAUUCUUCUUUCUUGUGAAAGAAUGAGUUGUUCUUUGUAUGAUUCAAGUAGGGAAGUAUUUUUUUUUUUAAUUUAACAGUGACUGGCAUGAAAUUAUUAUUAUGAUAGCAUUAUCUUAUUCUUCAAAUUUAUUACUCUUGUUGUUUCCUUUACUUUGGUUAUCUCUACUAUUUUUGCCGUGAGUACUUUUUAUAUUUUCAAUAUUUUCAUACCUGUUCUAGAAAACCAUUUUCUUGAGCCGAGGGUCUAUCGGAAACAGCCUCUCUACCCCACAAAGGCAGGGGUAAGGUCUGCGUAUACCCACCCUCCCCAUACCCUACUUGUGGGACCACACUGGCUGGGUAUGUUAUUGUUGUAGUGACUGGCAUGUAAUCAUGAAAUUAUGGAAGUGCUAUUUUAAUAGUGAAAUAUUGAAUAGAGGACUCACUAGGGGGAUCCGUUGCUUAGAAAUUUAAAGAGAAAGUGAGGCAGAAAUCAUCCACUAGUUUGUUUUGUUGAUGAGUAUUCACGCACACAUUUAGUUCCUGAAGAUCAUAACCUCUUUUAGUGUCAUCAACAGGUGAAGUCCACCUCCAACUAUAAGGUUUGUUUUUGUCACCAAGAAUGCAACUUGAGGAAUGACCACGGUUAGGCUCCUAGCGGUGGCCGAAGAAGGAUGUCCUUCGUGCAAUAUGUUUGGGCUUAGCCUUGUAUAAGGCAUAUAGCUUUGUAUGAAUCAAUUAGGGGACGCUGCAAAAAAUGGCUAAAGAUAUCAAAGCAUCUCCCUUGGCAGCCUCUUUUGAUUACGAGCUUUACGAAGGAGAUCCCGAUCAUCUUAGAACCGUUGUUGCUGCACCUACCCCAGCUGGUCCUUAUAUUGAUCCUGCUUCAAUCAAACUUAAACAUAGGAUCGGGCGUGGAUACUUUGGUGAUGUUUGGUCAGCGACACAUCAUCAGUCAGCUACCGAUUACGAUGAGAAUCAUGAAGUAGCUAUAAAGAUGUUACAUCCUUUAAGUGAGGAUCAAACAAAGGCCUUCUCAAGUAAGUUUGAGGAGUUAUGGGUGAAUUUGAAGUCUAAACAAAUCCAAGGUGUUUGCUGGUUGCAUGGUAUAUCUGUAAUAUCCGGAAAGAUUUGUAUAGCGAUGAGAUCCUAUGAGGAGUCAGUUGGUGAUAAAAUGGCUCGGCUGAAAGGAGGAAAGCUUCAAUUACCUGAUGUUCUUAGAUAUGGUAUUGAAUUGGCUAAAGUAAUACAAGAGUUGCAUUCGAUGAAUGUCCUGGUUCUGAACCUUAAGCCAACUAAUUUUCUUCUGAAUGAACAUGAUGAAGUGUUCCUCGGAGACUUUGGGAUACCGUAUCUUCUUCUUGGAGUUCAACCACCUGAUUCGGAUCUAGCAUUAAGGCUUGGAACUCCGAAUUAUAUGGCUCCGGAACAGUGGGAACCUGAGGUUAGAGGCCCAAUAACUUGUGAGACUGAUGCUUGGGGAUUUGGAUGCAGCAUUAUCGAGAUGAUGACUGGUGUUCAGCCUUGGUUUGGUAAAUCGGUCCAAGAUAUGUAUCGUUCGGUGGUGAUAAACCAAGAAAAGCCACGAGUUCCGGGUGGCCUCCCAACUGCCAUUGAGAAUGUUCUCAAUGGCUGUUUUGAGUAUGAUCUCCGCAAUCGACCUCUGAUGGUGGACAUUUUGCAAGCAUUUGAAAGCUCGAAGAAUGAUGUUUAUAGUGAAGGAGAGUGGAGCAACAUAGGAGGGACUUUGUCUGACAAAAGCAAAACCCGUGGCUUUACCACAUGGUACCUUUCAAAAGAUCUUCUUCAAGUAGGAGAUACUAUUCGCUCGAGAAAAACGUUCAACUCCGGGAAUCAAGAUUCGGCUGUGUUGGAAGGAACUGUUGUUGGUCUGGAAAAAGAUACUGAUCGAGAUGGAUUUGUUCUGGUACGAUUCCCCAGUUUACCGAGCCCUCUGAGGGUAAAUGCAUCAACCAUAGAGAGGGUUACAUGUGGUUUGGCAGCUGGCGAUUGGGUGCAGUUAGUCAAUGGAACUAUGAAGCAUGCCUCUGUGGGCAUCCUACACUCCGUGCAGCGUGACGGAAGUGUGACUGUUGGUUUUUUAGGGUUAGAAACUUUAUGGACGGGGCAUUCUUCGGAAGUCGAAAAAGUGGUCCCGUUUUUUGUGGGACAAUUCGUGCAAUUUAAAUCAAAUGUCAAAACUCCCCGGUUUGAAUGGCCUAUGAAACGAGGAGGAGGAUGGGCUACCGGGAGAAUAUCACAGAUACUUCCAAACGGUUGUCUUAUUGUUCAGUUUCCGGGAAGGAUGGUGUUUGGCGACGAACCUAAUACGUUCUUGGCUGAUCCGGAUGAGGUGAUCCAAGUGUCGUUUGAUACAUGUCCUGGCAUUAUCGAAAAGUAUCAGCACCUCGAAGAUUUUCACUGGUCUAUUCGACCACUUUCUAUUGCAUUUAGCCUAUUUACAGCAGUAAAGCUCGGCGUAUCUGUAGGAAAAUGCAUUAAUGCUAAACUGAAGAAGGAAUCGAAGAAUCACCAGACGUCUAUUGACAGUCGUGCUCAAGAGGGCGAGGUUGGUGGCAAGUCGGCAUGGUUUCCGCCAAAUGUUGCAAAUAUCCUGUUUCAAGAAGGUGCUGCUACUGCUAGAUAAUCUGUACUUAUUAUUGGUAGAAUGUGUAAAUUCGUGUUGGAUUUUCGAAGUACAGUAGCGCUAAACUUUGUAUUAUAUCGCGCUAAACUUUCUAUGAUGUGUGAAUUUGUGAUAUGUAUAUGUUUUGUAAAUGCAAGCUCUGAAUGCUAGUCAGAUGAACUUGUUAGCAACUAAUGCAAGUCUCUAAUGUAAUUAAAAGGGAAAGAAAUCAGCCAAGUUUAUAUUGUACAAUAUUACUAUCACAGUUUCACUUGAA
Messenger RNA from Lycium barbarum (goji berry), 2977 nucleotides. RefSeq names its product protein KINASE OF THE OUTER CHLOROPLAST MEMBRANE 1-like. The transcript is spliced from 5 exons. Gene Ontology annotation, molecular function: protein kinase activity; ATP binding. Lineage: Eukaryota; Viridiplantae; Streptophyta; Magnoliopsida; Solanales; Solanaceae. The coding region runs from base 832 to 2721 and encodes 629 amino acids. Gene Ontology annotation, biological process: protein phosphorylation. The record is from RefSeq and is a predicted model, not a curated record.